Molecule: messenger RNA, 1116 nt
Organism: Entamoeba dispar SAW760
Lineage: Eukaryota; Evosea; Mastigamoebida; Endamoebidae
Exons: 2
Coding region: 1-1116 (371 amino acids)
Source: RefSeq, a predicted model, not a curated record
AUGAAUUCUGAAGAAGAUUUUCUUUUUAAUGAAAAACAAAAAAGAGAUGGGUGUUUUUUAUGGGUCUUAGUUCAAAGUUUCUUCUCAGAAAUAUGUCAAAAAAUAUCAAAUUUAUUAUUUGGAACAAUGUUACAUGCUGAUUCUAUAGACAAUAAUAUUAUUAUCUUUGAUGAUGAAGAUAUUUUAGAUCUUAGCAAUAUCCCUAAGAAUUCUAAUAAAUUCUUAAAUUAUUUUGACCAUGAUGAGUUAAUUAAUAAAAUAAUGAAAUAUAAAGUCAAAAAUGGAUCAAAUGCAGGAUAUAGUAUUGAACAAAUUCUUCAAAGUAAAAACCUCAAUGAUUUAAUUUUUGAUUUUGAUACAUCUGAUUAUUAUGUACAUAAAAUGUAUGUUUUUAACGAAAAAAAAGAUUCUCAUAACUUAAUUUGUCAGUUAUUCCUUCGUGUAAAUGGUAAAUUUAAUGUAUCUAAUGCAAAAAAAAUAUCAACUCCAGAUUACAUGAAAGAAGCUUUUGAAGAGGGAAAUAAAUUUAUGAAAAAAAAGUUAGGAGGACAUGACUUAGAUUUAACAAUCAUUGAUUGGUUGAGGCUCCAAGACUAUAGAAUUCAACCUAAGAAAGGAAGUAUGGUCCUUCCUGGUCAAAUUCAUCCAGGACUUGGAAUUGGUCAUGAGAUUGAAGAAAUGUUAAUGGACUUCAUUCAACAAAGAGGAAGAGAUGGUCCUCUUAACACUCCAGAACAUUGGCACAAUGCUUAUAUGUAUUAUAACUCUUCUCAUUUCCAUUUCCUUAAUCCUGCAUUCGAAGGAUUUUUCAGGUCUAUUAAUGAGAGUAUUAGAAAGGAUAUUGAAAGUCAUAGACUAACAGGAGUUGCAUGGGCUAUUGCCCAAGGAAAAUUGUAUCACAGACAAACAGGUCAAAAAAUUAAAUGGGCUACAUUAGAACAAGUUUGCCCAAUUUCUCGAAAGAUGCAUAAUUACUUUGGACAAGAAUAUAUAGAUAUUGUGAUGAGAAAUUAUCAUCCAAAAGACUAUUUUAUUGAUUGGGAUGAUGAACAAACAAAAACGAAGGCGAUUACUGGCAAUGAAGAAAACAACAGUCAACUCUAUAAAGAAAGCUAG